This is a messenger RNA of Meloidogyne enterolobii, 580 nucleotides long. NCBI's taxonomy places the organism in Eukaryota, Metazoa, Nematoda, Chromadorea, Rhabditida, Meloidogynidae. The record is from the annotation of a GenBank genome assembly.
UCACCUGAAAAUGUUCAAGAUUGGAGGUAUUCAGCCUGUGGACGAGAAUGACGCACAAAGGAAAGAAAAUUUGGAAGCACGGAAUGCUGCAAAAGGACAAAGACGCGCUGCAUUAAUUGAAAGGAAACCAAACGUUCGACAAUUGACACAUAAAACUUCUUCAAAACCAGUGUUUACAACUGUUCAUUACAAUUUUAUUUUGAGGAGGAAAGCUUUGAGAUUUACAGCGGAUGAAGUGGAUGACUUGGAAAAAUUUGCCACUUCGCAUGUACGUUUUGGUGGGAGUGAUGUUAUGAUACCAUUGGAGGUUGCUGAGGAUAUUGACAAUUAUAUGCGACACCUUGAAGUUAUUUACGCUGUGCCUGAAGACUUUUUGAGGAAUAUCAAGUCGCCGAUUCACGGCAGAAUGCGUCAAAUUCUUGCUGAUUGGCUGUACCAUGUCCAAAGUCGCUUCACCCUGCUCUUUGAGACUCUUAGCUUGGCUAUCAACUUGAUGGAUCGAUCUCUACUGGCAAUGAAUGGUUCCAUAACUAAAGCGAAUUUGCAGUUGAUAGGGGUCCAAAUCUUGAGAAUUUUGUGA